This is a messenger RNA of Lepus europaeus (European hare), 4439 nucleotides long. RefSeq names its product STIM activating enhancer (gene STIMATE). Gene Ontology annotation, biological process: activation of store-operated calcium channel activity. The coding region runs from base 1 to 885 and encodes 294 amino acids. Gene Ontology annotation, cellular component: cortical endoplasmic reticulum; membrane. The transcript is spliced from 8 exons. Gene Ontology annotation, molecular function: calcium channel regulator activity. NCBI's taxonomy places the organism in Eukaryota, Metazoa, Chordata, Mammalia, Lagomorpha, Leporidae. The record is from RefSeq and is a predicted model, not a curated record.
AUGCAGGGCCCAUUCGGGAACGCGAGCCGCGGGCUGCCGGGCGGGCCGCCCUCCACGGCGGCGGCCGGGGCGGGCCGCUGCGAGAGCGGCGCACUCAUGCACAGUUUCGGCAUCUUCCUGCAGGGGCUGCUCGGCGUCGUGGCCUUCAGCACGUUGAUGCUCAAACGCUUCCGAGAACCAAAGCACGAGAGGCGGCCGUGGAGGAUAUGGUUUUUAGACACUUCCAAACAAGCCAUAGGCAUGCUCUUCAUCCACUUUGCGAACGUGUACCUGGCAGAUCUCACGGAAGAGGACCCUUGUUCACUGUACCUCAUCAACUUUCUCCUGGACGCCACCGUGGGCAUGCUGCUCAUCUACGCCGGGGUGCGCGCCGUCAGCGUCUUGGUGGAGUGGCAGCAGUGGGAGUCCCUGCGCUUCGGCGAAUAUGGAGACCCUCUGCAGUGCGGAGCCUGGGCCGGGCAGUGCGCGCUCUACAUCGUGAUCAUGAUCUUUGAGAAGUCCGUCGUCUUCAUCGUCCUCCUGAUCCUGCAGUGGAAGAAGGUGGCCCUACUGAACCCCAUUGAAAACCCAGACCUGAAACUGGCCAUCGUCAUGCUGAUCGUCCCCUUCUUUGUCAACGCGCUGAUGUUCUGGGUGGUGGACAACUUCCUCAUGAGGAAGGGGAAGACGAAAGCUAAGCUGGAAGAAAGGGGAUGCAGCCAGGACUCGAGGAACGGGAGCAAGGUCCGCUACCGAAGGGCCGCGUCCCACGAGGAGCCCGAGGCCGAGGUCCUGAUCUCGGCUGACGACGAGAUGGAGGACUCGGACGUGGAGGAGGACCUUUGCAGACUGACGCCCCUCAAGCCCGGGAAGAAGAAGAAGCACCGCUUCGGGCUGCCCGUAUGACACAUUCCCGGGCUGGGGCGACAGGUCAGGGCUCCGCGGCGUCUCCCCUCCCCCUGCUCUCCACCCUCCUUCUACCUCUGCCCCUCUUGCUGUCUCUGCCUGCUCUCCGCCUGCCCCAGGCUACUGUGACUUACCACAAGGGAAGAGGGACCAGCGCCUCGAGGGCCCUGGGCAGCUGGAGGUCCCCCACUGAGUUGCACUACAAACACUGACCAAAUAUGCAAGCGAGGAGUUCUGUUUGUGUGUUGUAGUCCCGAGCAGCAUGGCGAGGGACCCGGAGCCGCUGCCCUGCGCGACCCGUGGCCGGCGGCAGAGAGCCCUGGCACCCGGCCACGGCACUGUGAGCACAGCGCGCUCGGGGCGCAGAGCCCACCCAGACCAAGCCGGAGCCGGGAAGCCUCCCUGCGCCGGGCAGCUUUGGUACUCGACUCCUGAAGCCGGUUUGAUGAGCUGUGACAGUGGCACUGUUUUUCCGAGGACGCGUCUAUUUCGUACAAAGUACCUAUGGGACUAACAGGCAAAACACAGAUUUCUAAGUCUUCCGUGUGCUGUUUGACUUUUAUAUUUUUAAGUUAUAUUUUCAUACUGUUGUAUUUAAAUACUCUUUUUAAUCCCCCCCAAAAUGGGCUUGUUUGCUUUCCAUGGGGUGUGAGCGGUGCGAGGACAAGCUGGGGGUGGGGGCGGCGCAGGCCCCGUGGCUGUGGACAGGAUGGGUUCUGCCAGGGCCCCCGAGUUCCUUGGCGCUUCUGCUGGCAGGGGUAGAGGUCCUGGUUGAACUUGACCAAGAAAGGAGCCCAGCAGCUCUUUGUGUCCAGAGGACGCACGACGCCCGGGCCCCUGCUGCUUGCUCCCAGCCCGCCCUGCGCAGUCUGCAGAGCCAGCUCUGGCCCGGCUCCAGGAGCCUCUGUUGUGCCGCUUGCUCUCGGAUGUCUGUCUACCCGGGGGGCCCUGUUUGACACGGCCCUGAGCCGGGAGGUAGCCGCAGCCAGGCUGGGUUGAGGGGAGAGUGGCUGGCCCACAGGCAGCACGAGGUGCCCCUCCGCUGUGUCCCCUCCUCAGCGUGACCACCGGCCACAUCCACCACCUGCUGAGUGGCAGCAGAAAGGGCUGAGCCUGUGGCUCUCCCUGCUGUGGCAGGGGCCCGGUGGAGCUGCAGGUGCCCCUGAGAGGAGCAGGAAGGGUCACUGUGUGGGAGGAGGUGACUGCUCGUGCAGGCCUCGUGGCCAGAGAGGAGGGGAGGCCUGGGUCUUUUCCCACGCGGUCUCUAGUGGGGCUGGGCGUGGGGCCAGACUGUCUACUAAGUCGCACCUGGGGAGACCUGGCUGCCGCUCCCUGUGAGAGGGUCAGCCCGCCCGCCGCGGCAUCACUGGCGCAGUCCUUGCUCCCCCUCCUGUUUCAGGCUGGUUGGAGCAACCUGUGUCCUGCACCUUCCUGGAGCUCACGGUCAGGACUUGGUUUUUCGCUGGCGUCUCGCGCUCCUGGGGUUCCCAGCUGGGGCAAGGGCGGAGAGCAGGUGGCGGAAGCUGUGCUCCGUCGGUCUCAGGUGGGCUCUCCAGGCAGUGGUGGCAGGGAGAGGUAGCGAGUGAGUGGUGGGUUUCCCCUUCUGAUUUUCACUGAGGGCUUUGGCCUGUGCCGUGGCUGUGUGUGGCUAAGCAGCACGUGGGGGUCUGACAGAGCCUGGGUGGCGAGGCCUUACCCUGCUCCUCUGCGGGGGUGCGCGCACGCACACGUGUGCACACACACACAGUCUGUGCCCCGCCCCCAGCCCAGUUGUACCUCCCGCAGCUGUUCUGUGAGCGCGACCCCAAGGGCAGGUCAGUCUGUGGUCAGCGCUUCCUCUCUAGCCCCGGAUGAGUUCCUCCCCGCCUGCCCCAAGGUGCCUUACAGGGUGGCCGGCAGCACCGAGCUUCAGAGACGCUGGGACGCCACCUGGACGUUGUGCUCUGUCGGUCUGAUUUGUUGAAAUCGGGACGCUAGGCGAGCCCCCCACGAUGGGAACUUGCAAGGUAGAGUCACGAACGACUUUGUUGUCACCGUGGAAAUAAGCCGUUGAGGCCGAGCUGUCACAUGUGAGUGCAAGAGACGGUUGUCUGCUGGCCGUGGCGCACAGCUUCCUGAAGGCGUGCAAGGUGAGGGCUGUGGCCACUCGGGUAGCCCUGGAACCUGCUUGAACCUGCGCCCUCCCUGGCAGCGCAGUCACGGGUUAUGUCACUGCCACGCCUCUUUGUUCAGGGAAAGUACGGGAAGGCUCGGGUGUGAGCUGUAGCUCCCCUUCGGCCGUGAGGGCCCACAGGCAGCAGCCCUGCACGCUGCAGUCCACUGGCCUUUUUGCAGCUGGGCCAGGCCACGCCGCUCUGGGAGCUUCGUGCCCGUCACCUCUGGAGCACGGGGCUGGCUUCUAGAAGUUUCCCACACUUGCAGCCAAGAGCACUGAGCUGUUUUCCCCCGUGAAGGGCUUGGCUGUCAGCGAGGGACUUCCCUGGCCUGCCGUGAGCACCGGGAGCUCCUGGGUUGGUCGGUUCGUUGGUUGGAAAUCUGAUUUUUCUUCUCACGAAGUGUGUUGGAAGUCAGACCUGUAUGAGCAGAGCCGUGGCACUGUGGGCCGUCUUCCCGGCAGGGGUGGGUGUGAGAUUCACAGAGCACGUCCUUGAGACAAAAGGGAAACUGACGUACUUACAUUGUAAAAUGGUUUACAAUAAAGUUUGACGUCUUAUUACAGUUUUUAAAAAAAACUAUCACGUUUGUGGCUGUCAGUUGUAUGUUCUCUGGAGUCAAAACAGCUCAGUGAGAUAAAAAAAAAAUGUCCCCUAUGAGCUGUGAGGUUCUCCCCAGGAAGCAGAGAAUGAACCUUGCCCAGCCUCACAGCAGCGGCGGGAGCCAGGAUCUACCAAGGGCGCCUGGCGUUUGGUGGCGCAGCGCAUCGGUCACCUGUGACCCCGGCAUCACACGAGAGUGCCCGUCCAGGUCCUUGCUGCCCACUUAUUCACCUGGGAAAGCAGCAGACGGUGGCCUAGGUGCUUCAGGUCCUGCCCCCCACACGAGAGACCUGGAUGGGGCUCCUGGCUCCUGCUCCUGGCUUUGGCCUGGCCUCUAGAUGACCAUUGCCGGCCUUUGGGAAAUGAAGCAGAAGGCUCUCUCUCUCGCUCCUCCCUUCCCUCCCUCUUUCCUUUCCUCCCUCCAUCUCUAUCACUCUACCUUUCAGAUGAUUUUUAAAAAUCUACCAAGGGCUAAAACCAAGCACACUGUUGCCUUUCCACUUCUGUGCUGAUGAGGGUCCAAGCUGGUGGGCUCCUAAGGAGCGAGAUGUGUCGGGGAAACGGUGUGUGAGGAGUGAACUUGCACGGCCUUGUCCUUGAGACCGUGGGGCUGGGAGGCAGGAGCCUCCCCAGGCCAAGCCAGCAGCACCGGGUACCAUCCGGAAUAGCACCCUGGAGCUGGCAGAAGGGCCCUUGGGAGGCCUGGCCUGGCCUCAGCUGCCUCUUGGCCUCUGUCCGGAGUCCCGGAUGCUCCUGCGGUCAGCACUUGUCUCAGCCCGAGCCUGGCUGUCGUCGCAU